This is a messenger RNA of Cinclus cinclus, 3635 nucleotides long. RefSeq names its product BCAS3 microtubule associated cell migration factor (gene BCAS3). Gene Ontology annotation, cellular component: cytoplasm. Gene Ontology annotation, biological process: response to starvation; autophagy. Lineage: Eukaryota; Metazoa; Chordata; Aves; Passeriformes; Cinclidae. The coding region runs from base 183 to 2819 and encodes 878 amino acids. The transcript is spliced from 26 exons. The record is from RefSeq and is a predicted model, not a curated record. Gene Ontology annotation, molecular function: protein binding.
CGCGUCCCGCCGCGCCCCGCCCACCGCCGGGCAGCGCUGUCGACGAUUGGCUGAGAGCGAGGCGCGGCCCGCCCUGUGCGCGCCGCGAUUGGCUGCGGGCACGGUGCGCUUGGUGUCAUUGCCCGGGGGUCCCAAACAGUGUCAGUGGCGCCGGGAGCCCGGCAGGUGUGUGCCCAGGAACGAUGGCGACAGAGUCCCCGCGCCGCCCCAGUCGCUGCACUGGAGGAGUGGUGGUUCGCCCUCAAGCUGCCACGGAACAGUCGUACAUGGAAAGUGUUGUUACCUUCCUCCAAGAUGUUGUGCCACAGGCCUACAGUGGAACCCCACCAGAAGAAAAAGAGAAAAUCGUCUGGGUCAGAUUUGAAAAUGCAGAUUUAAAUGAUACAUCCAGGAAUAUGGAAUUCCAUGAAAUCCACAGCACUGGGAACGAGCCCCCGUUGCUGCUGCUGAUUGGAUACAGUGAUGGGAUGCAGGUGUGGAGCAUACCUAUCAGUGGGGAAGCUCAGGAGCUGUUCUCGGUGCGCCACGGCCCCGUUCGAGCUGCUCGGAUCCUCCCAGCCCCUCAGAUCAGUGCUCAGAAAUGUGAUAAUUUUGCUGAGAAGCGGCCUCUGCUUGGUGUGUGCAAAAGCAUUGGAUCUUCUGGCACCAGCCCACCCUACUGCUGUGUGGAUCUGUAUUCUCUGAGAACAGGAGAGAUGGUCAAGUCUAUCCAGUUCAAAACUCCUAUUUAUGACCUGCAUUGCAAUAAAAGGAUCCUCGUUGUGGUCCUGCAGGAGAAAAUUGCUGCCUUUGACAGCUGCACUUUCACCAAAAAAUUCUUCGUUACCAGCUGCUAUCCUUGUCCAGGGCCCAACAUGAAUCCUAUUGCUCUUGGAAGUCGUUGGCUUGCUUAUGCAGAAAAUAAGCUGAUCCGAUGCCAUCAGUCCCGUGGUGGAGCCUGUGGAGACAACAUUCAGUCUUACACUGCCACAGUCAUUAGUGCUGCCAAAACAAUAAAGACUGGGCUGACCAUGGUGGGGAAGGUGGUGACACAGCUCACGGGGACGCUGCCGUCGGGAGCCACCGAGGAGGAAAUCCUGGCUCACAGCAACCUCCGUAGGAGUCCCCUGGUGCCUGGCAUUGUCACCAUCAUCGACACCGAGACGGUGGCAGAGGGACAGGUCCUGGUGAGUGAGGACUCAGACAGUGAAGGCAUCGUGGCCCAUUUCCCUGCCCAUGAGAAGCCCAUUUGCUGCAUGGCCUUUAACCCCAGUGGGAUGUUGCUGGUCACCACUGACACAUUAGGCCAUGAUUUCCAUGUUUUUCAAAUCCUGACACAUCCUUGGUCAUCAUCACAAAGUGCCGUCCAUCAUUUGUACACACUUCACAGGGGAGAGACCGAAGCCAAACAGGGGGGACGCUGCAGCCCCGUGCCCGGCCUGUCCAGCAGCCCCUCUGGCUCACCUCUCCAUGGUAAAUUGAACAGCCAAGACACUUACAAUAAUUUCACAAACAACAAUCCCGGGAAUCCUCGGCUCCUGCCUCUCCCAAGUUUGACUGUGGUGUUGCCUCUUGCUCAAAUCAAGCAGCCAAUGACAUUAGGGACCAUCACCAAACGCACAGGACCUUACCUGUUUGGAGCAGGAUGUUUUUCCAUAAAAGCUCCUUGCAAAUCCAAACCAGCUCCACAGAUUUCACCCAGUAAGUCUGUGGGAGGGGAGUUUUGUGUGGCUGCAGUCUUUGGAGCUUCAAGGUCAUGGUUUGCAAACAAUUCUGGUCUCAAACGAGAAAAAGAUCAGUCCAAGCAGUUUGUGGUGGAGUCCCUGUACAUCAUCAGCUGCUACGGGAGCCUGGUGGAGCAUGUCCUGGAGCCGCGGCCGCUCAGCACCGCGCCCAAGAUCAGCGACGACACCCCCCUGGAGAUGGUCACCUGCCCCAGGGCCAGCUGGACUUUGGUUAGAACUCCUCAGUGGAAUGAACUCCAACCACCAUUUAAUGCAAACCAUCCACUGCUCCUGGCUGCAGAUGCUGUGCAGUACUACCAGUAUCUUCUGGCUGGCUUGGUGCCACCAGGGAGCCCUGGGCCCAUCACCCGGCACGAGUCCUACGACAGCUUGGCCUCUGACCACAGCGGGCAGGAGGAUGAGGAGUGGCUGUCACAGGUGGAAAUCGUGACUCACACUGGGCCUCACCGACGCCUGUGGAUGGGUCCUCAGUUCCAGUUCAAAACCAUCCAUCCCUCAGGCCAAACCACUGUCAUCUCCUCCAGCUCCUCCGUGCUGCAGUCGCACGGGCCCAGCGACACCCCCCAGCCUCUCCUGGACUUUGACACGGAUGAUCUUGAUCUCAACAGCCUCAGGAUCCAGCCGGUGCGCUCGGAGCCCGUCAGCAUGCCGGGGUCACCGCGGCCCGCGGCCGACCGGCGCGGCGUCUCCACGGUCAUCGAUGCUACUUCAGGUGCCUUCGACCGGAGUGUGACCUUGCUGGAGGUGUGUGGGAGCUGGCCCGAGAACUUUGGUCUGCGCCACAUGUCCUCCAUGGAGCACAGCGAGGAGGGGCUGCGGGAGCGCCUGGCCGACGCGAUGUGCGAAUCCCCCAGCAGGGACAUGGUGGGAUCAGGAACAGACACAGCCGGUGAAGUAGCAGUAAAAAACAUCACCACAAAGAGGCACAUGGCUUUGAAAUGUUUUGAGCUUCAGCGAGAGGGAAGCAUAGAGACACUCAGUAACAGCUCGGGCUCCACCAGCGGCAGCAUCCCCCGCAACUUCGACGGCUACAGGUCCCCCCUCCCCACAAACGAGAACCAGCCCCUGAGCCUGUUCCCCACGGGAUUCCCCUGAACCAGCCACCCAUCAGGGACACAUCCACGCAGGGGAACGAGCCUCCUGUCCCCAAACAAUCCUGCUGUGUCUGUCACCUGCCAGCUCCCUGCGGUGCGGGAUGGUUCUCGUUAGCCUGAUGAAUAUGGACAAUUCUUAAACCUUCCUGAAACAUACUCAUAAAAUCUUGACUCUGUGUUCCUGUGCAAUACGAAGAGGCUCCAUCUUCAGUCCUGAUAGCUCUGCAGCUUCUUUUCUCGCUGUCUUCAGGAAGAGGUUGGGUGAGGAGAAAUAUUCCUAAGCCAUCUUGGGUCAAGCACAUGGUUUCACAACUGUUCUCUGCUUUUUUUUUGUGCUGAGAUGAAUCUCCUUAACUCAGAGGAGCUCUCGCCGUUCGUGAAAGUGCCGAGCAUUAAUGGAUGAACUGGAGAGACUGGAAACUGGAGGACUUUCUGUGGACAGGGUUGAUGAUGUUUUUCCUUCCUCAUCACAUCUCCUUGCUGCCCUUCUUCCCCUCUGAUACUCAUCGAUGCCAGGAGUAUUACAAAUGGAAGUGUUUCUUUUUGUUCUUUGGAAGAAGUCUCUCUCUUGCUCUGGUUUUCUUCUAGUCGUGUAUUUUAGAAAUGUACUUAAUUGACUAAUUGCAGUCACGGAUUUCUCAUAUUUCGUUAUAAAAGUUGUUCAUUGGAACUCAGAUAUCUGUCCAGAAAUGCAUGUCAUUGAAUAAAUCUAAGUUAAAUAAGAAACUGCUUAAAUGGCAAUGUUCACAGAGUGUUACUGGGCUGACUGUGGGCUUUGUGUAUCUCCCUGGACCAGACUUUGUGUGUAUUUACUGAC